CUGGGCAGCGGGAGCGGGCGGGCGGGGCGGGGAGGGCCCGCCGGGACUGCUGUGCACCGGCAGCGCGGGGCUGCCCGGCACGGACACGCCGCGGCGGCAGCCUGCAGAGCGAGCGGCCUCCCGUGCUCACCCCUCCUGCCUCUGCCUUUCUGCCCCCCACGCCCUUUUCUUCCUUCCCUUUUCCCCCAGCUCCUUUCUCUCUCUGUCCUUCCCUUGCCCCUUUCUCUCUCCCCGCCUCGCUUGGGUAGCUGCUCACGCCGGGCAGGGCUUGCGGAGCUCCCGAGCUCCUCCUGCCCUGAGGGGGCUGGGGGUGACAGAGCCUGGCCCCGGUGUCUGGGCAGCGCUGCUCAGCUGUGCCCUCCCCACACACCCCUUAGAUCCCGGGUCUCCUGUGUGCUGCUGGGGAGGAUCUGAGGCUCAGGAGCAGCCAGAGCCUCACACGGCUGUCACAGCCCUUUCUGAGCUGGGCCGUGGGCGAGGGAGGCCUUUGGGCACCUGCAGAAGCAUCUUGUAACGUUAAAUGACUAAUCCCCUUCUUGUGUCCCACAGGUAGAGAUCCCUGGGGUCCUGCUGCAGGCUGGGUGGCCGGGCUGCCUCUGCACACCCGUCAGGAGCCUGGACUCGGGAGCCGUGCCAGCAGAGCGGGGCUGAUGCAGAGCCGGCGGCGUGGCAGUGAGCUGGGGCUCGUGCUGGCUUUCUGCACCCCGCUUGGCCCCCCCUGUGCUGGGGGUGCUCAGCUGCUGCCGCGUUCCCUGGCGCUUUGUGCCGCGGGCUGCCGCGCUCAGGGUUUGUGAUGCCGUGUUCGCUGCAGUUUUGGUUUUCCACAGGCGUCUAGCUCUUGUGUUCACACGGCGUGAGGCCGACCUUCCGCUGCAUUUCCAGGGGAUUUAUCUCAGUUUGACCUCGGGGCAGCACAGAGGGGGGAGCGCUGCCGUGUGUGCCCGCUGGCUGCCAGCAGCAAUGGCCCAGCCCGUGCCAGCCCUGUCCCUUGGCCGUGUGUGCCCGCGGCGCGGUGCCCGCCUGGGGUGACGGUCUCUCCGCUCCCUGCGCACGGGGCAGCCCGCCAUGGCCCCGGCGGGCGCCGAGGAGGCGGCGGGCUCCUCGGGCAAGCACUACGUGUGCGGGCUGUGCGCGGCCUUCACCAACAUCGCGGUGACGUUCCCCAUCCAGAAGGUGCUGUUCCGGCAGCAGCUGUACGGGCUGCGCGCCGGCGAGGCCGUGCGCCAGCUGCGCCGCGACGGGCUGCGCACGCUCUACCGCGGCAUCCUGCCCCCGCUGCUGCAGAAGACCACCACGCUGGCCCUCAUGUUCGGCCUCUACGAGGACUUCUCGGCGCUGCUGCUGAGCCACGGCCGCGCCCCCGAGCUGGUGACGCGCAGCGCGGCCGCCGCGCUGGCCGGCACCACCGAGGCCGUGCUGACGCCCUUCGAGCGCGUGCAGACGCUGCUGCAGGACUACAGGCACCACGACAAGUUCACAAACACGUACCAGGCCUUCAAGGUGCUGAAAGCCUAUGGGCUGCGGGAGUAUUACCGGGGAUUGGUGCCCAUCCUGCUGCGCAACGGGCCCAGCAACGUGCUCUUCUUCGGGCUGCGCGGGCCCAUCAAGCAGUGCCUGCCCGAGGCCAGCUCGCACAGCUCUCACCUCAUCAACGACUUCAUCUGCGGGGGGCUGCUGGGCGCCGUGCUGGGCUUCCUCUUCUUCCCCGUCAACGUCGUAAAGACUCGCAUGCAGGCCCAGAUUGGUGGCGAAUUUCAGUCCUUCUCCAAAGUGUUAGUGAAGAUCUGGCUGGAACGCGACAGGAAGGUGAUGCACCUCUUCAGGGGAGCCCACCUGAACUACCACCGCUCCGUGCUGUCCUGGGGGAUCAUCAACGCCACCUACGAGUUCCUGCUGAAGCUGCUGUGACCCUGUCCUGCUCGUGGGGCAGCAGCACUCGGCGUCCCGGGUCCCAGGGAGCAGUGCCUGUGCGUGUGACAGUAUUCCUUUGCUGGCAGGUGAGUUUGCCCAUCACAGAGCUACCAGACAAACAGAAGGUGUAAAAGAGGAAAGAAAUGUAGUCUGUAUCACUCCCAAAGUUGUGCUGUGCUCUGUGGUGGGAUGCACUCCACUGCCCAUGUUUAGAACAUGAGAAUCAAGGAGGAGCUGAAGAAAAACAAUUCCAUUGCCUGAUCAUCUUCGCAGUCUCGAUUCUGGAACUGCAUUUUCAGAUGUUGUGGGGUCCUCAUUGUGUAAAGCUCAAAGGACAGAUACCGAAGGGGAUGGCUGAGGUGCAGAGCUCCCAGCUGCACCUCGGCGUGCUGCAGGCCCCUCACGGGUGGCCUGUGGUGACCGUGUCCUCCAGCCAUGCACUGAGCGUGUGAGCUCAGCCCUGGCUGGAUCUCUGUGCGUGUGUGUGCGUGUUUGUACGUGUGCCUUCCUGUGAAAAGGGAAAAGUGGAAGGAAUGGGACAGCAAACUCACUAAAGCUUUAAAGUGUCCUUCCUCGUUAAAAAACAUGGAGUUUGUUCUGCUUCUUCUGAGGACUUUUUAUUUUUUAUUUGCUGCUUUUUCUGUUGCCUCCAGCUGCAGGAUCAGGGAGGUGUCCCUGUGUGUAGGGACGCUCCAGCUCCUGCAGCUGCUCAAGCACUUCUCACGGCUUUUUGCACUGCCACGUCUUGUCUUUCCUCAGCUCCCUCUGCGGAGUUACCGAUCGCGGGAUGUUUGUACCCAAAACUCGGGGUUCUGCUCAUGGCUCUGCAGCACAAGCGUGGCACGGGCAAGGUGAGAGUCCUGGGUUACCUGCUUCAGUGGAGGUCUGUAGGUGUAGUGCAGAUGACAAGCCAAAGAUGACCUUGGAAGCAGGGAGCAGGAAGGGUGGAGUGCUUGGAGACGUGUUUCAGGACUUCUGUAGGGAAACGUUGGAAAGGACUGACAGAAAUCUGUGUCUGACAGACAUGGGAGAUGAGAGAGAGGAGACUUGAGGCUUUAGAUACAGGGACAGAAGAGCGAGCACAACCCUGAGCUAGAUGAGGGUCCCAGCACAAGUGUUUGAAUCUCCCUGAGGGCUUCUUCUUUAGUGAAACUAUACAUUCACACAUAAACCAAAACACUUUGGAUGAUGGGGAGCAGCACAGCUUUCAGAAACUGCUUUGAAUUUAGUCUUUUCUUAAGUCUUGGAGGGGCUAUUGCUUUUCUGAAUUUGAGUUCUCCAUUUGCUACAACUGUCUUCCGAAAUCAAUCCUAAUCAGUGUGUUGUAAUCAUACAGUCCUGAGCUUCAGACAGCAGCGGGUGGGCACAAGCACGAGUUCCUGUAUCCCAGUGGUGAUUAUCUUCAUCUAAAUAAAAUGUUUACUGGAUGUUUGUUACUGGCAGAAUCUGAUUUUUACCAGUGUACCUUCUUUUUGUAAUCACUCCUUGAUGGAAUAAAAACAAAAUCUGCAUCCUG
This is a messenger RNA of Passer montanus (Eurasian tree sparrow), 3427 nucleotides long. RefSeq names its product solute carrier family 25 member 51 (gene SLC25A51). The transcript has 2 exons. The coding region runs from base 1066 to 1908 and encodes 280 amino acids. The record is from RefSeq and is a predicted model, not a curated record. Lineage: Eukaryota; Metazoa; Chordata; Aves; Passeriformes; Passeridae.